Molecule: messenger RNA, 1670 nt
Organism: Labeo rohita (rohu)
Lineage: Eukaryota; Metazoa; Chordata; Actinopteri; Cypriniformes; Cyprinidae
Gene: ctso
Product: cathepsin O
Exons: 8
Coding region: 104-1099 (331 amino acids)
Cellular component (GO): lysosome
Molecular function (GO): cysteine-type endopeptidase activity
Source: RefSeq, a predicted model, not a curated record
GGGCGAUAGAGCGCUCUGAUCUGCAGGAAAUAACCGACAGCAGAAAUGAAAGUUGCUCAAGUGUACAAAAGGAUAAACUGAACGUUUACUAAUGACUGUUUAAAUGGCGUUUACUUUAACAUUAGUUGUUUUGAUAAUAUAUGAACUGCUCACGGAAUCCAACAGCGUCGAACUAAGUAGGAAAUAUCUGAUGGACGGAGAACGACUGAAGGCUUUUCAGGGAGUACAUGAAAACAAUGAACACUAUCAGAGACGGAUUAAUUUCCAGGACUCACUCAAGAGACAAGCUAUUCUGAAUUCAGCGCUGAAAAAAUCGAACCACUCUGCCCGUUAUGGCAUCAACCAGUUCUCGGACUUAUCUCCGCAGCAGUUCAAAGAGCGCUAUCUCACAGCCCGGGCUGAGACGGCUCCAAAGUUUGAGCCUUAUAGGUCUGGAAUUCAAGUUAAGAUGAAUUAUCCACUCAAGUUUGAUUGGAGGGACCAGGGAGUUGUCGGACCGGUCCGAAACCAGCAGUCGUGUGGAGGAUGCUGGGCCUUCAGUGUGGUGGAGGCCAUUGAAACGGUAUCUGCUAAAAACAGUGGAAAACUACAGCAGCUCAGUGUGCAGCAGGUUAUAGACUGCUCUUAUGAAAACAGUGGCUGUAAUGGUGGAUCUCCUGUUGGAGCUUUGAAUUGGCUGAAACAGACCAAAUUAAAGUUAGUGAAAGAGGCGGAGUACCCCUUCAAAGACAUGGCAGGAAUCUGCCAGUACUUUGCUCAGUCUCACGCUGGAGUGGCAGUGACGAAUUACUCAGCUUAUGACUUCAGUGGACAGGAGAAGGUGAUGAUGAGCGUGCUGGUGGAGUCAGGGCCUCUUGUUGUCAUUGUAGAUGCCAUCAGCUGGCAGGAUUACCUUGGCGGCAUCAUUCAGCACCACUGCUCCAGCCACAACCCCAACCAUGCCGUACUGAUCACCGGUUAUGAUGCCACAGGCGAAGUGCCGUAUUGGAUAGUACGCAAUUCAUGGGGGACCUCAUGGGGUGACAAUGGAUAUGCUUAUAUAAAAAUAGGAAACGACAUGUGUGGAAUCGCGGACAACGUUGCUGCUGUUUUUGUGUAAUUGUCGAUAAUCUUUGUACUUCUGUGAAAAGACCGUGGCAGAUCGACAUUUUAAAAUAUCACCCUCAGGAUGGAAAUCCUCCAGUGCAGCUGAUGAGAAUUGGAAAAAUUCUCACGGGGAUGCGGAUAACAAAUCCUGUUGCCUCUUGAAUGCAAAGCAAGUACGCUGCUAUUUCAGCUAAUACACCACAUUCAUAAUCCCAGCCACUGUAGCCCAAAAUAAUCGGAGACAGAGUCGGAUUUCAUUGGAGUUAUGCAACACACACCAGCUAGAUUUGUCUGUAAGAAUGUUUUAAUCUUUAAAAAAUGUUUGUAAACUAAACACUUAUUGUAUUGUGACAUUGCACUGAUAUAGGAUACACAAGUGAACUAAUCUGAAAAAAAUGUGAAUUUGAAUUAUAUGUAAAUACUGAUUUUUUCUCACAAUUUCGAGUUUACAUCUUGCAAUUCAGACUUUUUUUCUCAGAACUGUGAGAUAUAAAUGCACAAUUGUGAGAUAUAAAGUCAGAAUUGUGAGAUAUAAACUCAUAACUGCAAGUUAUAAAGUCCACUUCUGAUGAGAAAAAAAACAA